AUGUUAGAAGACUUGGAGACUGAAGCUUUGAUGCGUGAAUGGGGCUCAAAUAAGAAUUACUUUCGACAUUCUCCACCUAGAAGCUCGGAUGGGUUCGAGAGUCCAAUUGAUAUGCCUUUUGAAGAUCCUCAGCAGCUGCCUCCCCUUGCAGAAAUUUUUAAUGCAGUGCCUAGUUUUGUGGUGGUUCCUGCUGAAAUGGAUUAUGGUGUAACUAGCAUAGUCCAGGGUCUAGCCUCUAUUGGCAUUGAAAAGCUCUUAUUGCAGGCAAAGAAAUUGUGUUUUUUGGAAGAUAUAAUUGGGAAGACAAUGCAACACAUAGCGUGGAAACUUCAUCCAGCCUGUGACUGGCCUGAGAGGUUUAUUGUUACUAUUUCAGCAUUUCCAUAUGUUUUUAUUUACGAGUAUGAAGAUGCUGAUGGUCUGCUGGGCAUAUCUCAAGCACUUGAUGAACGUACGAUGUUGGAUUCCAGUGAAAUUGAUUAUUAUCUCAUCACUGAUUUCAUUGUUGCGUGA
Molecule: messenger RNA, 513 nt
Organism: Fraxinus pennsylvanica
Lineage: Eukaryota; Viridiplantae; Streptophyta; Magnoliopsida; Lamiales; Oleaceae
Source: the annotation of a GenBank genome assembly